Chlorocebus sabaeus (green monkey) is the source of this 6164-nucleotide messenger RNA. The record is from RefSeq and is a predicted model, not a curated record. Lineage: Eukaryota; Metazoa; Chordata; Mammalia; Primates; Cercopithecidae.
AAUUUAUCCCGUGUUUUGAAUGCCACAGACCUUUCGAAUGCCACUUUGAGUUUUACUGGAGGAUGAGCACACAAAAAUGAUCUCAGACAGACUUCCAGAAGAAAAAGAGUGUCCGUAUUAGAGAUAAAUGAAAAGUGUAAAAAGUCAUAUGUAAAAUGUCCACAGUAUAUUAUAUUGGCACAUAUCCUAGCACCGAAUGGAGUAAAAUUUAUGACAUUAGCUGGAUGCUGUUACACAGAGUGCAGACAGAAAGUACAGCCAUCACAGAGCCCGCAGCUUAAGGGAAUGCGACUGGAAUCACUGGAGAAGAAAAAUUGGUCUGGAAAGAAAUAACAGACAGGCCAGUGGUCCAAUCCCCUGUCCACGUGAUUUUGCUGGUUCUAAUGCAUUUGGAUUGCCAUGUGCAUAACGUCCUAUUAUGGCAUAGUGCCUGUGAAUGCCCUACCUGAAAACAGUGAUGUUAUCUCCAUGAAUCCAUCUUUUUCCUUUCAAAACUGUGAAUAAGAUGGAUGAUUUUAGAGUUCUACCCAAAUCAGACAGACUCAAUAUAAUGACUUUGGAUAAAAUCAGAAAGCAGAAGAGGAACAGUAACACUGACUGAGAAACUUCUUUUGUUUGCAUCAGGAGGCCCAAGGACACUAUGUCCAUUUCCAACAUCACAGUCUACAUGCCCUCUGUGUUGACACUAAUAGGGAUCCCAGGCCUAGAAUCUGUGCAGUGCUGGAUUGGGAUUCCAUUCUGUGCCAUUUAUCUCGUUGCUAUGAUUGGAAAUUCCCUGCUUCUGAUCAUCAUCAAAUCUGAGGGCAGUCUCCAUGAGCCCUUGUACAUUUUCUUAGGCAUGCUAGGAGCUACAGAUAUUGCACUUGCUAGCAGCAUUAUGCCCAAGAUGCUUGGAAUAUUCUGGUUUAAUAUGCCUGAAAUCUAUUUUGAUUCCUGCUUGCUUCAAAUGUGGUUCAUCCACACAUUUCAGUGCAUAGAGUCAGGCAUCCUGAUGGCCAUGGCCCUGGAUCGUUAUGUGGCCAUCUGUUAUCCACUAAGACAUGCCAUCAUCUUCACCCACCAGCUUGUCAUUCAGAUAGGAACUGUGGUCAUACUCAGGGCUGCUAUUCUUGUAGCCCCAUGCCUAGUACUGAUAAAGUGCCGGUUUCAAUUGUACCACACAACAGUCAUCCUCCACUCCUACUGUGAGCAUAUGGCCAUUGUGAAACUAGCCGCAGCAAAUGUUCAAGUCAACAAAAUCUAUGGUUUGUUUGUGGCCUUCACUGUUGCAGGAUUUGACCUCACAUUCAUCACAUUGUCCUACAUCCAGAUAUUUAUCACAGUGUUUCAUUUGCCCCAGAAGGAGGCUAGGUUUAAAGCAUUCAAUACCUGCAUUGCUCACAUCUGUGUCUUCCUCCAGUUCUACCUCCUUGCCUUCUUCUCCUUCUUCACGCAUAGGUUUGGGUCUCACAUCCCCCCUUAUAUCCAUAUUCUCUUUUCUAGCAUUUACUUGCUGGUCCCUCCAUUUCUCAAUCCACUUGUCUAUGGUGCAAAGACCACGCAGAUUCGCAUUCAUGUGGUAAAAAUGUUCUGUUCAUAAAAUCCACCUUAAUUAAUGCCCACAUGCUUCCUUCUUUUGCAAUAGCAACCAUAUCAAAACAAAACAACAAUAUGUAUUAUUUGAGAUGCUUGGUUUGUGAAAUCUGCCAGCAUAAUAGCUGGUUUUAGAUCAUCAUAGCAUAUCAAUCAAUGGGGUUGUAAAUUCUACCUGACUAAUGAAAUUGAGAAGUGUGAAGAGUAAAGUAGUGAAUACAUACUGUUUGUUUUUUCUCUUUUAUUCUUUAGCCCCUGGUUGAGUUAUUCCUCUAAGAAUAUUUCUCAAGGAGGAUUUAUAAAUUAUGCCUUUGUCACUGAAUUUAAAUGCACCUAAGUCUCGUUGUUCUGAAACGUCCAGGUACUCAAUGAAAGCAAGUUGUUGACUUUCAUUUUCUCCAUUAUCCUUGCCUUAAAAAAAGAAAAAAAUCAAAGGAAGUACAUGUUAAUGGUGUUCUUAUCAAAGAAAACCUUAUGAAUAUCAAGAGACAAUAAAGCCUAAAAUUUUAAAUACAUUUUCAGAGUCAUGCAGGGAAUUACAGGCACAAAAAUUAGAACCAGUUGUUGCAUUUGACACAUCAAUGUUUUUUGUUGUUGUUGUUGUUGUUGUUUUUUUGCUAAAUCCAAAAUUUACUUCUUUAUUAAUUCAUUGUUUUAUCAAAAACCUACAAUAUUAUAAAUACUAUACUACAGAAUUGUGACAUAAUAGUAAAUUUGGUACAGUGAGUAAUUCUCAUGAGUUUGUACCUAUGUAAUUCUGGAAAAGAGAGACUGAAAGGAAAAGAGGUGGGGGAUGGGCCGGCAGGGGAAAGAAGGAAGAAAUAACAAGUGUACACAUGGGAUGUGGAAUUCAGAGAGAAUGAAGCAUUGAAAUCUAACUAAAGCAGAAGAGUUGCAUUUACUGUAUUUUGUUUUUUGGUUAGGCAGUUGCCUCUGAUUCCUGAGGAAAGAUGAAUGAGUGGCCAAGGUAGAUAGAAGAGCAGAUUUAAACUAGAUAAUGUAGUUUAAGGUAACUCUAGUUUUUUCAAUAUGGUAUGAGUACAAGGUAGAACUUGGGGAGACAAGGAAAAUACAAAUAUCAAAAAUGGCUAUUAAUGCUGUGAGAGUUACUAGACUUUAUUCCAAAAGCUAUAAUGUGCCAUUGGAGAGUGUUUAUUUGUUUGCUUGUGUUCUACAAGUAAGACACGUGUGUGUGUGUGUGUGUCUGCUUGGGCAUGUGACAGCAUACCACACAGCAAAUAUAAAUAAGUCCAGGGCUAUUGUGUUAGCGAAGAGGAGGAAUAUAUUGUCUAAAAUUAGUGGCAUAAGAACUUAUGGCUACUUAAUUGUUCUUGAAAAACCUCAGGUCAUAGAUCAUUUUUCUCAAGGUUAUGGAAAAUAUUCACAUAUAUGCAGAUGUCCAUACUUUGAUUUACCAGAUUAAAGCCACUGCAAAUAUAAGAAAUAUUAGAUUGUUUGUCAUACACCUACCUGGUGGAUCCUCUGGCUUCAGGGAUUAGGACUUAGCAGAUAUCCAUGGCUGCUGAGAAUGAUUAUAGAGGCUAUCUUAAGGGAUCUUUUGAGACUGUUUCAAGUUUCAAUAUUUACUAGAACUAAUUUUAUUGGAUUACCAAUAGGGAUGGUUUUUCUUAAAUAACAUAAUUUUCUCAAAAAUAAAAUAGCCUCUGAUGUUAUUUCUUAAUAUUUUAGCCAGAAUUCAGCAAACUUUUAAAUAAAUGGCCAAAUAAUAUAUAGCUUAGGCUUUAUGGAAAAAGAGGCAAAUUCAAGAAUAUCACGUAGGCAUUAAUAUAACAAGACAGAAAAAUGUAUGUCCACAAAUAAUUUUUAUGAAAUUCAAACAAUAUUAACAACAAUAAGAAUUGCAUUGUCUUUAAUUAAAGGUCUACUAAUUAAAAUAAUAGAAUCCAUUUUCUUUUUCUACAAAGUGUAGCUGAAAGUUAGAGUUUCCCUAUCACCAAAUUGAUUACAAAUGUUCAUCUGUGAAAAUCAUUCUUAACUAGUGGGCUAUAGAAAAACAGGAAGCAGGCCAGGUUUGGGAUGUUAAACAAUUACGACUUUUAGCAGCACCACAGAAAAUAUGUGGUAAUAUAGGACCAACAAAGAGAAUAAUGUGAAACUACAACAUAUUUGCACCAUUUCCGAAUUUUAAUAUCUCAUAAAAUAUGUAGUCCAGAGUUCAUAUUGUUUAAUUACUAUAGUCUUCAAAUUUCAGGAUCAGUCCCAAGUUGAGACUUACUGAUAGAAAAUAGAAAAAACAAAUGGGUCAUUACAAGGAAAAGAGGAUAACCAGGACCCUCUACCCUCUUACACACUUCGACAGGGACAAUUAUUGAAAACAUUCUUAAACAUAAAAUCGCUUGAAAGAUAAUAAUAUUUUUUGUAAGGAUAGUUUUCAAGAAAGAUUUCUAGAAAUCACAAAAUUAACUUCCAGGAGAUUACAUCAAUUUGAACAAUGACUAAAAUAAUGUUUGUCUAAAUUUCCAACAACACUAGUUAUUACUGACAUUUAUCUUUGACAGUUUGAUAGGUAAAAUAUGAUUCCCUUUAUAAUUAUCAUUUAACAAAGAAAUAUUUGUGCUGCUAUCUUCUUUUCCAUUUGUAUAUUAUGUGAAGUACUUCACUGUUUCCUUUGUUCAUUUUUCUAAUUUGUGUCCAUUUAUUUUCUUCUUGAGUUUAAAAUUUGAUGAGUAAAUAUUGAAUUAUUUCCAAGGGUUUUAUUGCUCAGGACUUUACCCGAGGAUUUCCAAUAGGCUAUUGGCAUUUUCUCAUAGAAGUGACUUCAGGCAUAAAGAAGAAAAGAAAAGGAAAAGUAAAAAGUCUUAAUAUUGGAGAUAUUUGACCUAUUAGGAGCAGAACACUUAUUGGAAAAAAAAAAAAUGCUUUCAGGCAGGGCGUGGUGGCUCACGCCUGUAAUUCCAGCACUUUGGGAGGCUGAGGUGGGUGGAUCAUGAGGUCAGGAGUUCAAGACCAGCCUGGUCAAGAAGGUGAAACCCCGUCUCUACCAAAAACACAAGAAAUUAGACCGGGGCAGUGGCAGGCGCCUAUAAUCCCAGCUACUCAGGAGACUGAGGCAGGAGAAUCACUUGAACUCAGAGUGUGGAGCUUGCAGUGAGCCGAGAUCGUGCCACUGCACUCCAGCCUGGGCAAUAUAGUAAGACUCUGUCCCCCCAAAAAAGAAUUGCUUUCAGGAACUGACCCUUCUAGCUUUUUGCACCCCUUCAUUUAAAUGUUCAAUUUGGGAAAAAUAACUUGCAACAUUUGGCUCAUUUCCACCCUUCUUGGUAGAGAACUGUCCUUUGGCAACAAGCCUUUUAUGUUGAUACUCCUAAGUAGUCUCCAUUGCAAUGUGAGAAUACAACAGUAUUACCCUCAAUUUAUUGUUAAAUUUAUGACCUUUUGAGAUUUGGUUAGCAGGCCUAUUUGACUUUAAUACUAAGCUGUAUGCCUGUAUUUAUACAGUAUUAAAAAUGCAGGUGAUUCCCAGCUACUCGAGAGGCCUAAGGCAGGAGAAUUGCUUGAACCCGGGAGGUGGCAGUUGCAGUGAACCGAGAUGGCUCCACUGCACUCUAGCCUGGGUGACAAAGUGAGACUCCAUCUCCAAAAAAAAAAAAAAAAAAAAAAAAAAGUGAUAUCCUACCACAUCUAUUUAUAAUUUCUAAAAUUGCUCAGAAUUUGUAUUAAUAAGGGUUCUUCAGGGUAAAAAACCAAUAGGUUAUGCAUACAUGUAUGUAUAUACACAUAUAUGCAGAUAGGUAUACAUAUACAUAUAUAUCUGUAUCUAUGUAUCUAUAUGAGAUAGAUUAAUUUUAAGAACCUGACUCAUACAGUUAUGAAGGCUGGCAAAUCCAAAAUCUGCAAGCAGAGCCAAUAGGCCGGAGACUCAGGGAAGAGCCAGUGUUGUAAUUUAAGUCCAAAGGCAGUCUCCUGGUAGAAUUCUUUCCUGAUUGGUGCAAGUCAGUCUUUUGUUCUAUCCAGGCCUUCAACUGCUUGGAAGGCACAUUAUAAAGGACAAUAUACUUUACUCAAAAUUUAUUAAUUUAAAUGCCAGUCUCAUCCAGAAAUACCCACACAGAAACAUCCAGAAUAAUAUCUGACCAGAAUCUGGGCACUGUGCCCCAGUGAAAUUGACACCUUCAACUAUUCAGAAUAAAAAAAUCCAAGGCAGAGAGCAGGUAACUACAGCACCUCUCGACGUCAGAGACUCAACAUCAUGGUUUACAAGUUACUAAAGAAAGAACACUGGGACAAAAUAAAGCUUGUAGGAAUUCAUCCACCUUCAACCACUGAUGUGCUAAUCUCAGUAUUUUAAAGAUAUCAAUUCUCUUUAAAUUUAAUCUAGAAAUGUAGAGUAAUCUCAAGCAGAAGGCUAUCAAACUUUUCUGGCAUAAGUGCAAAUGCUUAAAAAAAAGAUAUUCAAUUCAAGAAGUGAAAGCUAAGAGUGAAAUGUAUGAUAGAGUUCUGAUAAAUAACUCUGCCCUAUAUUCUAAGAUUCAGUGUCUUUUAGAUGAUGACUCUCUAAAGAGUCGAGGACGGGAACAGAAGACAGUAACUGUUGUCCCUUCCAUGCAAGGUCUGAGACUAACAUACACAAU